AUGUUUACGAAAAUGGGUAUAAUGUUCGCGCAGUCGUCUAGAGGAGCUCGCAUCGUCAUUAUGAACGGUUACAAGUAUCGAAAACAGAGGGAAAAUGGAAGCAAAGUGAGAUGGUUCUGCUCUCAGCAGGGAUACGGCUGCAGAUCUGUUAUAUACACAACUGACAAUAUUCUGAUCAACAUGAAAUAUGAACACAAUCAUGAUCCGCCAGAUGUUAUUAUGUAA
Messenger RNA from Arctia plantaginis, 225 nucleotides. The record is from the annotation of a GenBank genome assembly. Lineage: Eukaryota; Metazoa; Arthropoda; Insecta; Lepidoptera; Erebidae.